Vigna unguiculata (cowpea) is the source of this 2754-nucleotide messenger RNA. RefSeq lists its product as uncharacterized. The record is from RefSeq and is a predicted model, not a curated record. Lineage: Eukaryota; Viridiplantae; Streptophyta; Magnoliopsida; Fabales; Fabaceae.
AUGGUUGAAGCCCAAAGGUUGUCAUUCAUCAGAGCUAAUCAGAAGUUAAUUCGUUGUGAUAUUCUUAAUGGAUUACAAGAAGCUGUUAACAGAGGAGAAACAUAUCCUUCUUUAAUUGGAAGACGUAUUGUCUUGCCUGCUUCAUUCACUGGUGGUACUAGAUACAUGUUCAACAAUUGUCAAGAUGCUAUGGCAAUUUGUAAAAAAUUUGGAUAUCCUGAUUUGUUCAUUACUAUAACAUGCAAUGUGAAUUGGAGUGAAAUAAGAGAAUUUGUCUUAGCAAAAGGCUUAUCAGCUUCGGAUAGACCUGAUAUUGUAUGUAGAGUGUUCAAAAUGAAGCUGGAUGAAAUGAUGACAUAUUUUAAGAAAAAGGACUUCUUUGGAAAAAGCACUGCAGGAAUGUACAUAGUAGAAUUCCAAAAAAGAGGUUUACCUCAUGCACAUAUACUUUUAUGGUUGGAUGGAGAAAGCAAAUUGAAGAAUUCAACUAAUAUUGAUAAAGUAAUAUCAGCUGAAUUGCCAAAUGCUGAUUUGUACCCCAAAUUGGAAAAAAUGGUCUCAAGUUACAUGAUUCAUGGACCAUGCGGACCUGCAAGACAUAAUUCACCUUGGAUGAAGGAAGGAAGAUGUUCUAAAUUUUAUCCAAAAAAAUUCACAUCUUCGACUUCAAUUGAUGAAGAGGGAUAUCCAUGUUAUAGAAGACUUGAUAAUGGUAGAUUUGUUGAGAAGAAUGGAAUUAAGCUGGACAAUAGAAGUGUUGUUCCUUACAAUCCACCACUUCUAAUGAGGUAUCAAGCACACGUCAAUACAGAGUAUUGCAACAAGACCAAUUCAAUAAAAUAUUUGUUCAAAUAUGUGAACAAAGGUCCUGACAGAGCUACUCUUAAAAUAAGCAACAACUCUGCACAGUCUAAAAAAUCAACCAUUAUUGAUGAGAUCAAAAGGUAUUACGGUUGUAGGUAUCUAUCACCAUGUGAAACUGCUUGGAGAAUAUUUGCUUUUGACAUCCAUCACAGAUGGCCUCCUGUUCAGAGAUUGACAUUUCAUCUUCCUGGCCAACAAUCAGCUUUGUUUAAAGAUGAUGAUGAUAUUAAUGUGGUCUUCAACAGAUACGAAAAUGCUAACACAAUGUUUCUAGCUUGGUUUGAGGCUAACAAAGUUUAUGAGGAAGGAAAAGAAUUGACUUAUUCAGAAUUUCCAAGCAAUUUUGUGUGGUUUGCCAAAGAAAAAGAAUGGAAACCAAGGAAGAAAGGCUACAACAUUGGUAGACUUACUUAUAUUCCUCCUGGGUCUGGAGAACUUUAUUAUUUGAGGAUAUUAUUGACCAUUCAAAAAGGUUGUAUUGAUUAUGAAAGCAUUAAGACAAUUGAUGGAAAGUAUUAUGAAACAUACCAAGAAGCUUGCUAUGUUUUGGGAUUGUUGGCUGACGACAAAGAAUAUAGUGAUGCAAUCAAAGAAGCAAGUGAAUUUGCUUCUGGGUAUCAACUUAGAAGAUUAUUUGUUACUUUGUUGUCGAUGAAUACAAUUUCUAAACUAGAUAUAGUUUGGAAUUCUACUUGGAGUCUUCAAAUUCAGACUACUGAAUUACAAAAACUAUGUCUGCUGGAAAUAGAGGAAAUGCUAAUGUCAAAUGAUGUACAUACAUUCAAUAAUAGAUUUAUUGUUGAUGAGCUGCAAUAUAAUAAACAAGACAUGGCGAAAGAACAUGACAGUAAGACUUUUAUGUGGAAGACAUUGUCGGCUGGUCUAAGAAGCAAGGGCAUGAUUGUUUUGAACGUAGCAUCCAGUGGAAUUGCUUCUUUAUUACUUCCUGGUGGAAAAACAACACACUCUACCUUUUGCAUCCCACUGUUAAUUAAUGAUGAAUCAAUUUGCAACAUAGCACAAGGUAGUCUUAGAGCAAAACUUCUUAUGGCAACCAGUUUGAUUAUCUGGGAUGAAGCACCAAUGAUGAAUAGAAUGUGCUUUGAGGCAUUUGAUAGAACACUAAGAGAUAUUAUGCGAAAUGUUGAUGAUGCCAAUAAAGACAAACCAUUUGGUGGCAAAGCAGUUGUGUUGGGAGGUGACUUUAGACAAAUUCUACCAGUUAUCAAAAAAGGAUCUAGGUUUGAUAUCAUAAAAUCAGCAAUCAACUAUUCAGAGUUAUGGAAUUGUUGUAAAGUGCUAAAGUUAUCCAAGAACAUGAGAUUAAGUACUACAUCAAAUACUGAAACAACCAAUGAUAUUCAAGAAUUUGCUGAUUGGAUAUUGAAGAUUGGAGACGGAAAAAUGGAUCUAAAUGAUAAUGGUGAGUGCAUGGUUGAAAUUCCAGAACAGAUCCUGAUUACAAACUCAGAUUUACCUUUAUUGGCAUUGGUUGAAUUUGUCUAUCCUCAAUUUGUGGUUAACAUGUUGAAGCCUAAUUAUUUUGAUGAUGGAGCAAUUUUAUGCCCAACAAAUGAUUCUGUAGAGCAAGUAAAUGAUUUCAUGUUGUCUUUAAUCGGUGGUGAAGAGGUGACAUAUUUAAGUUCAGAUACACCUUGCCAAUUUGAUGAACAAGAUGAAGUGCAAUCUGAAUGGUUUACAUCUGAAUUUUUAAAUGAUAUCAAAUGUUCAGGGAUACCAAAUCAUAAACUGAAGUUGAAAACAGGUGUUCCAAUUAUGCUCUUGAGAAACAUUGAUCAAGCGAAAGGUCUAUGCAAUGGCACAAGAUUGCAAGUCAACCAUUUAGGCAAGAAUGAUUUUUAUACCAAGAAUGGAUUUAAUGCCAUCUGA